Molecule: messenger RNA, 2886 nt
Organism: Asterias rubens (European starfish)
Lineage: Eukaryota; Metazoa; Echinodermata; Asteroidea; Forcipulatida; Asteriidae
Product: EH domain-containing protein 1-like
Exons: 2
Coding region: 141-1775 (544 amino acids)
Biological process (GO): endocytosis; endosomal transport
Cellular component (GO): plasma membrane; cytoplasm
Molecular function (GO): protein binding; calcium ion binding; GTP binding
Source: RefSeq, a predicted model, not a curated record
CCACAUCGCAUGCAUAGGAAAGGCGUGUACAUGGUUGUGUUAUUGGGUGGGCCGACAGCAGUGCACUUAUUUGACGUCGAGAGUAAAUACAAAUCGCCGUAAGUUUCCUCUUUUUUGGUGGUACAAACUCUCAUUUCAAUAUGUUUUCUUGGCUCAAUAAGGAUGAGAAUCGCCGAAAGCAGCCUCACACCUACAAUUCUGUGGUCGAGGGACUGCAAGAACUGUACAAAACGACGAUAUUCCCGUUGGAAGAACAUUACAGAUUUCAUGACUUCCACUCGCCGGCCAUGGACGCGGCCGACUUCCUGGCGAAGCCGAUGGUCCUACUCGUCGGCCAGUACUCCACAGGAAAGACGACAUUUAUCAGGUAUUUACUCGAAAAAGAUUUCCCUGGAAUUCGCGUGGGUCCCGAGCCCACCACAGAUAGAUUUAUGGCGAUAGAAUACGGUGAAAAUGACUCUGUCAUCCCUGGUAAUGCUCUUGUUGUCGACCCCAAACGACAGUACCGAGCUCUGGGCAAAUUCGGUAACGCUUUCCUGAAUCGUUUCCAGUGCUCGCUAACACAGAGCCCGGUCCUUGAAAGUAUCACAAUUAUUGACACACCAGGUAUCCUAUCUGGUGAAAAGCAGCGACUCGACCGCGGGUACAAUUUUGUUGGUAUAUUGGAGUGGUUUGCCGAACGAGCAGAUCGGAUCAUUCUGCUUUUCGAUGCUCACAAGUUGGACAUCUCUGAUGAGUUCCGCAGAUGUAUCGAGGCCCUGAAGGGCAAUGAUGACAAGAUCCGCAUCGUCCUAAACAAAUCGGACAUGGUUGACCAUCAGCAGUUAAUGAGGGUGUACGGAGCCCUUAUGUGGUCUCUGGGGAAAGUCAUCAACACGCCAGAGGUGUCCCGCGUUUACAUCGGGUCCUUCUGGGAUAAGCCUCUACAUUUUGACAUGAAUAGGAAACUCUUUGAAGCUGAAGAGUUGGAUCUUUUCAAAGAUAUCCAGAGUUUGCCCGGAAAUGCAGCUCUACGAAAGCUAAAUGAUCUCAUCAAAAGGGCAAGACUAGCAAAGGUGCAUGCCUAUGUGAUAAGUCUUCUACGCCGGGAUAUGCCGUCCAUGUUUGGCAAGGAGUCCAAGAAGCAACAGCUGAUCAACAACCUGGCUGAUGUCUACAAAGAAGUGGAGCGCACUUACUCCAUCUCCCCGGGUGACUUCCCCCCAAUGAAGCGCAUGCAGGAAGUCCUUCAGGACAUGGACUUCACCAAGUUCCAUCAACUCAAGCCCAAGAUGAUCGAGAAGCUGGACUUGAUGCUGGCACGGGACAUGACUCGCCUCAUGCAGAUGGUACCCACAGAAGAAGCCCAGCAGGCCAACGACAGCAGGCACAUGCCGAUCCGAGGAGGUGCCUUCGUCGGGAAUGACAACCCAUUUGGCGCUGGAUCUGGUGAAGGCGCCGACUAUGGCAAAGGAGAGAUCAAUGAGUGGGUCAUCUCAGAGAAGAAGCAUAUUUAUGAUCAACUCUUUGAGAAACUUAGUCCUAUUGAUGGUAAGGUAUCAGGUAAAAGUGCCAAAGACCAGAUGGUUAAGUCCAAGCUCCCUAAUACAGUCCUUGGUCGCAUCUGGAAGCUGUCUGACGUGGACCGCGAUGGGAUGCUGGAUUCUGAUGAGUUUGCUGUGGCUCAGCACCUCAUCAGCAUCAAGCUGGAGGGACAUGACAUCCCUGAAUCACUCCCAAGACAUCUUGUCCCUCCUUCUAAACGUCCCUUUGCCACUGAAAGCUCCUUUAAAUAAUCCGCCCAAGGUUCAGUGCAAGAAACAACGGCGCUUUUCUUUUCUCACUAAUCGGUGUGUUGUUGAUAAAAGCAUAAAUCUUGAGCUAGAGUGAAAAUAGCAGCUUUCGGGAAAAACCCAAUAUUUGAAUGAAGACCAAAGCAAUACUGAUAUGUGAUAAGUCAUUGAACAGUAUUGAUAACAUGUAUGUUGGCAAAAUUUCCUGUGAAUGAUGUAUUUAAAAAAAAAUAAAAAAUUGUAAUGAAGAUAAAAUGAUUGCAUUGUGACUGCAAGUUUCUCCAAAACAUAUUUCUAAGGAGUGGACAAAAUGUCAUGAAAACAGCAAUUUCAUGCAAGUCUCGAAGCAACCAAUGUUGUACUUCAUCUUUACAAGCGUAGUAGGCAGACAAAUGUUUGGUAAAAUGCAACUGAAAAAAGGUCCUAAUGCAUGCUUGUCAAAGUUUGUAACACCAAAAGUCACUGUUUGCUGCCAUGAAAAAUGAAAACCGCUGUGAUGCAACAUCCAUGCGUCGUUGUACUCACUGAUCACUGUGCAUGAGUUCAAAGUGUUUAGUUUUUCUUUAUGUAAAUUGGCCCAAAACAAGGCUAUAAUUUAUAAAGGCCACUUUUGGUACAUGUACAGAGAAUGGCAUCUUAGAGAAAAUAUUUAAGAUGAAAAUGACAAUGGUUGUGCUUACUAAAGUUUGCUCAUUGAGCUUGGUUGUUUUGCACCAUAAGGGAUACAUGUAUGUACACAUGUUUGUAUUAUAUGAGAAAUAGUUUUAACCAUGAUAAUCAGAGCACAUUCUGAUUAAAUUUAAAUUGUUUGUUUUGCUUUUAAAAUAAAUGUACCCCCAUCAUCAUGCAUGUAUUGUAAUGUCACAAGGUCAAGCAGCGCCUUCAAUGAAAGCAAAAGAAUCAACUGUUCAUUGGCUCAGAGAAGUGCGUGACUUAUGAACACACUUACACUGUUUGAACUCGGCAAUGGUGACCUACAUUUACAUGUAGAGGUCUAGUGAACAAGAGUCGCAGAAUCUCCACACUCAUGUUUCUUACAUGUAAGUUAACGUUAACAUGGAAUACUAUGUAGCUUAAAGUUUCAAAAGGUUGUAGAUGCUUAGAAAAAACCUGG